CUCUACUCUAAGCACUAACGCACUACUGUUUCGCUCGUCUCUUGCCGUUUCACUCUGCAGACGCCAAUUCUUCUUGCUCGCAUACCCUUCCUCGCCGUACCGUUUCACGCUUCUUCGCUUUGUUAAACUCUGUAAGCAAGCUCCUACUUUUGUCGAGCAGGUGGUGUGCAUAUCGCUAAUUUAAAGAAGCCAUGAAAUCUCACACCUUAUCAUUUGCCGACAAAUGCAAGAAUAUAUUGGCGUCAAAUUGGCAAGGUUAUCUCAAUACUAUCAAAGCAGACGUCAAAGGAAGUAAGAGUGGUAUCUAUACAUCGAAAGUUAAGUAUAUAAUCAGGAGAGGGAAGCCAUACAUUUGGGUACCAGAAAACGAUUUACAUAAUGUGAAUGCAAUGAUCGAUGAGCGUGGCUCUUUUGCUGUGACCACUCCCUUUCCAAGCCCACUAGGUGCUUUGCUUAAAUCAUUGAAAAGGUCACCAGCACGGGUUGCUUUAGUUGGGGAUGUUGUUCCUCUUAAUGAAGAUAAGGUUAAAUCUCUUGCAGAAAAACUUGAGCAAAUCGUACUAUCUGAGCCAAAAGCAAUUAAGGAGUCCGGUUAUGUUGUUUCUGGGGUACUAAGCUCUAGUCUUAGCAGUACAUCUCGAAGUGAUAAUCUUCAAGAAAUAUUGGGAGAUGUAGAAAGAUAUUCAGUGUAUAAAUUUGAAAUGAGCUCAUGCACAUAUAUUGAUGGCCAUGGAGGAACUUUUGAAGUGAAUGUUGAAGAUAUGAACACAUCAAAAGCUGAUCCAUUAGCAUCAUUUUCAGCAAAGCUCAUUGAUGGGAUUAACCAAAGCGAUGCUAGGCGUAGAGCUCUUGUGCUUUUCUGUUUGGUCUACAUGAAUGCCCUUGUAAAGGAUGCAUAUGUAACAUCAGUGGACCGCAAGGGAUUUGAUGUGCUUGGAAGGCUUCCUGAUCCUGUUGUGAAGGAUGGAGCUGGUGAGUACCAAUGGAGAGAAUUCAGGAUGGCGUUAAAGGAAGAAGCAAGGGAUGUUGAAUCAUUCUGUCGUCAACUAGUUGGAAUGGAAGAAGAGGCCAUCAAGAAGGUUUCGAGCUUCAGUGGGCUAACAUAAACAAGAGUGGAAUCUAUCCUACAAAGGAUUAAAGACUGGACCCUGGUUCAUUGAUCAGAUUCAUUUGGGUAACAGAUUUAGAAGUCACAUAAGCGAAUUGUAAAUCUCGAGUUUCGACGUAUAUCAAUUAUUAUCAUGUUGCGUAUGUUUUGCACUGUCAUAUACCGGUUGAAGUUGUAGAAGGCACUCAUUGUCGGUGAGGUUCUAUAAGAGUACAUAGAUGGAUGCACUAGAAGUGAAAGGAGGCAGAAUUCUUUAUUCUACUGGUAUUUUUCUUUCAUUAA
Messenger RNA from Prosopis cineraria, 1390 nucleotides. RefSeq lists its product as uncharacterized. The record is from RefSeq and is a predicted model, not a curated record. NCBI's taxonomy places the organism in Eukaryota, Viridiplantae, Streptophyta, Magnoliopsida, Fabales, Fabaceae. Bases 192 to 1106 code for a protein of 304 amino acids. The transcript has 9 exons.